Laccaria bicolor S238N-H82 is the source of this 690-nucleotide messenger RNA. RefSeq lists its product as uncharacterized. NCBI's taxonomy places the organism in Eukaryota, Fungi, Basidiomycota, Agaricomycetes, Agaricales, Hydnangiaceae. The transcript has 5 exons. Bases 1 to 690 code for a protein of 229 amino acids. The record is from RefSeq and is a predicted model, not a curated record.
AUGGCGGGCAGAUCCGUAAUCUCUUACGACGACAUCACCCUGCCCCCAGCAGCGUCAUCCAUACAACCCCCGGCUUCCAAGAAGAGGAAGUGGAACAAUAAUCCAACAUCGACAGUGCAACACUGGGACGACCCUACCCCAAGUAUCCACGGCGGAGGCCCUUCAAACAAGCAAACUAAAGCCAAGGAUAAAGAAGUGGUCUUUGAUGACGAUGAAGCGGAACGGGAGGACGGGGAGAGCCGUGAACUGACACACGAGGAGAUUUGGGAUGACUCCGCUUUGGUGGACGCUUGGAAUGCUGCGAUGGAAGAAUACGAAGCCUAUAAUGGACCAGAUAAGGGUACGAUGAUCAGUCAAGAUGAAGCUUUUUCGCGUGCUCUGAGUGCAAUGUAUUGGGGCGGAUAUUGGACUGCCAUGUACCAUUGCCAGAGGCAACUUUCUGGGAAUGUAAUUGCCUCGACCGUGACAGCUGGGGGCAACGACCAAGCAAACGUUGACGACGAAGAUAUGGUUUAUGAGGAAGAGGAAGAGGAAGAAGAGUUCGUUUCGACACAAAGCUCGGCCCAGGUCCAGCCCCAAAAAAUUGAAUGUUCCCCACAUGCUUUCGUCUCCAUGAACGAACAUUUGUCUGACACCGUCGCCCAAAGAAUCAAGCUGCAAAGUGGCAAGCGCGCACUCCUUUUCUCUUGA